AUGGCGACCACAAAGCUGCUGAUAUUGCCUUUCUUCCUCAUCUCUCUGCCCUUCUCCUCCAUUGCUUUUUCCGACGAUGUAGAUUGCAUUUACUCAAUGUACAUUAGAACCGGAACCAUCAUCAAAGGCGGAACCGACUCCAUCAUCAGCCUAACACUCUAUGAUGCCAUCGGCAAUUAUGUCAAUAUUAGCAAUCUGGAAGCAUGGGGAGGGUUAAUGGGUGCAGGGUAUAACUAUUUCGAACGUGGAAACUUGGAUAUUUUCUCAGGUAGAGGACGUUGCUUGACUGCACCGAUAUGCGCCAUGAACUUAACAUCAGACGGUUCGGGUCCUCACCAUGGAUGGUACUGCAACUAUGUGGAAGUCACCACGACCGGUGUCCAUACCCCUUGCACCCAGCAGCUGUUCACAGUGGAACAAUGGUUGGCACUCGAUAUUGAACCCUUCGACCUCACUGUCAUUAGGAACUAUUGUCCCGCCCAGACAAGUGCUGAUCAUCAUCGUUCUGAAAUGUAG
Hibiscus syriacus is the source of this 516-nucleotide messenger RNA. RefSeq names its product PLAT domain-containing protein 3-like. The coding region runs from base 1 to 516 and encodes 171 amino acids. Gene Ontology annotation, molecular function: protein binding. Lineage: Eukaryota; Viridiplantae; Streptophyta; Magnoliopsida; Malvales; Malvaceae. The record is from RefSeq and is a predicted model, not a curated record. The transcript is spliced from 2 exons.